This is a messenger RNA of Colletotrichum navitas, 5019 nucleotides long. Its product is annotated as CNH domain-containing protein. Bases 1 to 5019 code for a protein of 1672 amino acids. Lineage: Eukaryota; Fungi; Ascomycota; Sordariomycetes; Glomerellales; Glomerellaceae. Gene Ontology annotation, molecular function: guanyl-nucleotide exchange factor activity. The record is from RefSeq and is a predicted model, not a curated record. The transcript has 3 exons.
AUGUCUUUCCGAGGCGACGGCCAGCGCCGUUACGGCCACCUUCCUCCCGUGCAAUACCCCACACCUGAGCAGUCGCAAGACCAGUCUUCUGCUUACCUCGCCCGACGCCCGAGUUUCAACAACGGUGAUGACGCCGCCAUGUUCGACCAGACCCGCGCACAAGCCCGAGGUCAUCGGCCAUCUGCUUCGAGGGGCGAGGACGAACUCUUCCUGACGAGCCCCACUGCCUCGAGCCAUUCCGGCGGCGGGCGUCACAGCUACGGCUCAAACAACAAUGCGCUCUCCGGCUACCAGCACCAGUACCAGGCUGCAUCGCCCCCAACGUCUUCUCACUCCAACUACAACCCCCAGGCCUUUGCGCGGACGCCAUCGACGGCCUCCACGUCUUUGCCAUACCACCCAGCCCCUUCGAGCAGGUAUGGGUCCGCCGCUUCGCCGACUUCCUACACGUCUCCCACUCAGUCCAGCUACGCGCCGGCGGCAUACAACCCGGCUGCCUACGCGGGCACAACAGCCCCCCAACGGCAGCCGACAUAUUCUGGCUACAACAACUACGGUCAGAGCUACGGCUCUCCGACCGCCACGGGGUUUGGUCAGUCGCCCGCCUCUUCUUACCCGUCUGCUUUCCAGUCUGUCCAGGCGCCCUCAGCCACUUCGCCAGCGCCAACCUAUGAUUCAUCAUACUCCCAAUCUUACGGCAACAGCUACAAUUCGUACCCAACGAACGGUAGCAGUUCCGCAGCGCCGUACCCCUCGGACAACUCGCAAACGCCGUACCCGAUGCAGACGUCUAUGCCCGUCGGGCCGGGUUACAGCGACCCUUUGGCCUAUUACACUAGAUCGACGCGAUCCGACUCAAUAUCGUCUGCGGUUUCGUCGACGCAGGUUCAACAGCAACACUCACCCGGCUUGCAGCGACAUCCCACCAACGCCCCUCUGCCCAGCCGCCCUAUGGAAGAGCCCACCUGGGACCCGAGCACCAUCACACCCACCGACGAGGACCAAGCUCAACUCCAAGACAAUAUCAUGCAAGACAUUGAAGCCGAAUUGGGCGGCCGGCACCGUCCUCUCCCGAUCAACGGUGGGCAGUUCUCCGAUGACGAGCUGCAAGGACUGCGACGAUAUAACUCAGACUUGGCCAGCAUGGCCCAAUCCACAUCUGCCUCGAACGCCAACAGGAAUCAGCUCGCUGCUUUCGACUACGACGACGAUGACGACGAUCCAGAGGGAACUGCGGGGGUUUUGGCCAUGCAGCAGGCUGAACUGGACGACAGGAGGUUCAGCAGCUUGCCGCCCUUCAUUCCGCACGAUCUUCCAGUCACCUCCAAUCCCCUUCCGCCGCCUCCUGAGGAGCAGAGUGACGAUACUGACUACGGUGGCAUGGAUCUGGGCGCACUUGCUGGCGGGUAUGCCGGAAACCUGGCUUACGGCAGCGAGGUACCGACCCAGGACGGAUCCCGGCCGCUGCCUAACCCCAACGACUACGCAGGGGCAUCCCCAUUCGCAGAGGCAGGAGUUGACUAUGGUGGCACCGGUGGUUUGCAGGCACCGUCUGCUCACCGACUGAGCUUCGACGAAGGCGAUGAGCCAGCUUCUCUGCACUCGAAACAGAGUGGCAGCGAGUCGCCCUACAAGGAGGAUUAUCCGGACAUCUUUUACCACCCCGGAUUGUCGAACAGACCGCUUCCAGCCUUGCCUCCAGGUCCGGGCAGCGACACAAGCUCUCUGCUCUCUGCCCACCCCACUACCCGCAGUUACCAUUCCCACACCCUCAGCACCGAGUCUCGGACACUUCAUGAAGGCGGCUCUGACUACUACGGCGGUUCCACGGGUCUCAACUCGCCCUACCCAGAGCGGUCCAUCUCUCUGUCGAGUCACAGCCACACGCCCCAUGUUCAAGCGCCGGUCCGGUCACGGACAGACGCGGCGGAAGAGCGGAGAAAGAUGGCCAGAUACCAGACGCAACAACAGCAGCUUGCGGCUCAGAAUGGGCUGCCGUACGACGGCUACGAAUCUGGAACGCCGUCGUCAUCAGUUACCUAUGACAUGAUCACGCUGCCUAGCGGUCGGAAGAGGAAGUUUGUCCCGUCAAAACUCACAUCUGGUGACCUCAGAAGGUGCUCAGAGCCGUGGGCAUUGAGUGGAAUCGCGGCUUGGAUCCGCGAGAUGGCCGACGCUGAGCCGGACCUUAAACAAAAGACGGUCGAGGAGGCACUGCUCAAGCUCUUCACCGCCAAAGUCCCCACCAUCAACGUUGCCGACGCCGAGCUUCUCAGCACUCGCGUGUCGCAGUUGAUGUUGGACGCCGGGGUUCUCGUUCCCGAGGAGGAAUGGGUCAAGUUCGGCAACGGCACUGUGUCUGGAGUCUUGCCGCAGCUGACGGGCUCUGGCUGCUAUGCGCCGAAGCUUCAUGAGGACGACUCUCAGCCGGGUCGCUGCUACUCUCACCAGUGCAUGAGGACGCUGAAGAAGGCCAACCUGGAUGAACUGCUUCUCGAAGAAGUCAAGCCGGCGGAUUGGAACGUACACUACAAGAUUCAAGAAGCCGAACUUGCCGAGAAGCCAAAGAAGGAAGUCGAACGCCAGCACGUCUUGCACGAAAUCGUGAACAGCGAGGAGUAUUUCAUCAGCCAGCUCGAGGUUCUGCGGGUGCUAUACCGAGACCACCUGCGGAACAGCCAGCCCCCCAUCAUCCCGCCCAACAAGAUUGAUAAGUUCCUUCUAGUUGUGUUUGGCAAGGCCGAUGCUGUUCAGUCCGUCAACAAGGACCACCUUUUGGCGCAGCUGAAAUACCGUCAACAGGAGCAAGGGCCGUGGAUCACCGGGUUUUCCGACCUCUUCCGCGAAUGGAUUCGAAAAGCCAAAGAUGUCUACAUUGACUAUGCAUCCCAAUUCCCCUACGCAGAGUACAUGGUGCGGAAAGAGGCUGAUCGCAACCUGCUCUUCCGCAACUUCCUCGAGCAAGUCAUGAGGCACAAGCGCUCCGAGCGACUGGGAUGGCAGCAUUUCCUCAAGACCCCCAUCACGCGGUUGCAGCGGUACUCGCUUCUACUUGAGACUGUCGAGAAGAAGACUCUUCGGGACGACGAAGAGAAGGCCAACCUGGCAAGGGCGAUCGCAGAAAUCCGCCACGUCACUAUGGAAUGUGAUACCAAGGUCGCUGAGAUGCAGAAGAAGGUGGAAAUGAUGGAGCUCAACAACAUGCUCGUCCUUAGGCCAGGCUUCCACUCGGUCCUCAACCUCGACCACCUCGGCAGAGAGCUUAUUAAGCAGGGCGAUUUGCAAAGACAGGGUUCCAAGGGUGUCAGAUGGGUUGACACGCAUGCUUUGCUUUUCGAUCACUACUUUAUCCUUGCAAAAGUAGUGACGCCCAAGGACGGCAGGGGAGAGAAGAAGUACGACGUAUCGAAAGAGCCCAUCCCGAUGCCUCUGCUAUUCCUUGACAGCAUGAACGACGACCCCAUAUCAAAGCAGAAGAGCAUUACCGCGCCCUUGGCCCGAACUACCGGAGCAGGUUCAGACCCUAGACUGAACAAGAUUGUCACCAACGGUAGCGAGCGUCCCGGGUUGGAGCACGUUCCAACGAGUUCCUCGAUAACGUCGAACGAUCCCGAGGGCAAGAUCCUCUACCCUUUCAAGAUCAAGCAUCUGGGCCACGAGACGUACAUAUUGCACGCCACGUCGGCCCAGAGCCGCGCGGAAUGGGUCGAAAAGAUCAUUGAGGCCAAGACGAGGCAUGCGAAGGCGCUCUUCUCACAAAAUGCCGAGCCUUUCCGCCUCCGUGUUCUUGCCGACAGCGCGUUCGUUUACGAUGCGGCGUCAGCUGUUGGCAGACAGCCGGGUGUUCCUAUUCGCGGUACCCCUCUCGACCGAGCAGUCCGUGAGAUUGAAGAGAUCUACGGGCCUGGUAGAGGGCCAGCCCCGGUAUGCAGAGCACAGGUCAACUGUGCCUGCGGCUUCAAUGCGUUCGGCAAGUCCAUCGUGGCCAUCGGCACGGACUACGGCGUGUACAUCUCGGAUGCCACAAACCCCCGUGGUUGGAUGAAGAGCGUUCAAACAACCAGAGUGACACAGAUUGCCGUUCUUGAAGAGUUCUCUGUCUGCCUCAUUAUUGCCGACCGGUCUCUCGUCGCUUAUCCGUUGGAUGUGGUCGCCCCAGUCUCGAAUUUCCCUGCUCCAGCGCACGACAACCCCAGACGAGCGCCGCAGAGGUUAGCCAAGGAUGUUGCCUUCUUCGCCACAGCCCGCAUGAAGGACCGCAUGCUUGUCUUUUUCAAACGGAAAGAAGGCAUGCACAACACCUUCAAGGUCCUCGAGCCCGUCUUUCAGAAGGCGAGCGAAAAGAGGCCUAGAAUAUUCGGUGGUCGCAAGGGGAUGGGAGGCAGCACCGAUGCCUUCCGCGACUAUGACGAGUUCUACCUCCCGACAGAAUGCUACUCGCUCAACCUCUUCCAGAGCUACAUCGCGGUGUCUACCGCGAAGGGUUUCGAGCUGCUUACCCUCGACAAGAAACAGACGAUGUCGAUCCCCGACCUGAAGCAGCCCGCCAUUGCCAACAUCGCCAGCCGGAUACGGGAUCAGAGACCGCUAGGUAUGUUCAAGCUGAACGACCAGGAGUUUUUGCUUGCGUACGAGGAUUGUGCCGUAUACGUCGACAAACACGGUGACGUGAGCCGCACUCUUAUUAUGGAGUACUCGGGCAAGCAGAAGAAGGCUUCGAGCGCUACGAUGUACGGUCAGUACCUCCUCCUCUUCAACGGGGACUACGUGGAAGUACGAAACGCCGAAAAUGGCCGCCUCCGACAGAUUAUCGCGGGCCGGGAUGUGAGAUGCCUCGACUUCGGUGUCAGGGGCCCCACGGGUGGUAACUCCUCAAACAACCAGAACUGGUUGAGCGGACAGACCCCGACCGGAGAGGACUCAAAGGGAACGGUCAAGAUCGCAAUGAGCCAUCCUGAGCAGCAUGGCAUACAGAUUGUUAUGGAGAUGCUUCUCAACGAUGGCCACAUGGAGAAGUAG